UAAAAAAUAUUAAAAAAAUCCUCAAAAAAUUAAUAAAAAAUUAUCAUUAUUAUUAUUAUUAUUAUUAUUAUUAUUUUCAAAUCCCCCUCUCUAUCCCCUUCCCCUCACCGAAGCGGAAGAGAAGAGAAAAGAGAAGAGAAAAGGAGAGCUCGAAAUAAUAUAUUUUUUUAUACAUAAUUUUUUUUUUUAUUCAUAUAUUUCUCUCGUUUCCUCUCCUCACCUCCUCUUCCUCUUCCUCUUCCUCUUCCUCGUCUUCGUCCUCUUCGGAUCUCGGAGAUCUCUCGUUUCCUCCCCCGUCGAGCUUCGCCUCCUCGUCGCGCUCCGGUUCCGGAUAGCUGGAUUUUGAUUCAAAAAACAGAGGAACGAUAACGUUGAGGGAUUCGUAGUUUCGAGAGGCGGUUCGGGUUACCGUUGACUUUUCCGCGGUCUUGUGUUGACUUUGGAAUCCUGGGAGAUUAUUUGGGCGAGUAAACGAUCUGAAACGGAAAAAAAAAAAGGAAAAAUCGAAGGAACUAUGAAGAUGAUUAUCUAAAGUGCACACGACCUGCUGCCUUUUGUGCAAGAGUUGUGGCUAUAUUUUGUCUAUAGAAGUAUUAUCAUUCAAACCAAUUGAGAAACUGAUGGUGAUAAGAGUUUCCGGAUGAGGAGGCAAGAUGAAGGUACAUGAUGCGUGGCAGCUAAGCAUUAAGGAUAUGGCGAUGUUGCAGCCGCCACGCCAUAGACCCGGCUCAAAAAGACCUAUGUGGAUAAUUGUCUUAGUAUCUCUGGUUUGUGUCUCAUUGAUCGGGGCUUAUGUCUAUCCACCUCGCCGUUUUUCGGCUUGCUACUUCUUUGCUUCGAACGUUUGCAGUCCUUUCAAAGAUUGGCUUCCCCUUACUACGGUGCCUUCGCGAGAAUUGACUGAUGAUGAGAUUGCUUCCCGUGUUGUGAUUAAAGAUAUCCUCGCGAUGCCUUCAGUUCCGUCAAAGAAUCAGAAGAUUGCUUUCAUGUUCUUGACUCCGGGUACAUUGCCCUUCGAAAAAUUGUGGGAGAAAUUUCUCCUGGGCCAUGAGGGUAGAUUCUCCAUUUAUGUACACGCAUCAAGGGAAAAACCUGUACAUGUUAGUCCUUUCUUUGUUGGCCGAGACAUUCGCAGUCAAAAGGUGGAGUGGGGAAAGAUUUCUAUGAUUGAUGCAGAGAGGAGACUACUGGCAAAUGCACUCCAAGACCCAGACAAUCAGCAUUUUGUGUUGCUUUCAGACAGCUGUGUUCCUCUACAUAAUUUUGAUUAUGUGUACAAUUAUCUCAUGGGAACCAACAUCAGCUUUAUUGACUGUUUUAAGGAUCCUGGCCCUCAUGGAAAUGCCAGGUAUACUGCACACAUGAUGCCUGAGAUUGCAGAAGGGGACUUUAGAAAGGGUUCGCAGUGGUUCUCAAUUAAGCGACAACAUGCUUUGCUGAUUGUGGCAGACAGCCUCUACUACAACAAGUUCAAGCUUUACUGCAAGCCAGGAUUCGAAGGUCGCAAUUGCUAUGCAGAUGAGCAUUACUUGCCAACCCUAUUCUAUAUGGUUGAUCCAACUGGGAUAGCCAAUUGGUCAGUGACACAUGUCGAUUGGUCUGAAGGAAAGUGGCACCCAAAAGCAUAUCGAGCUAAGGAUAUCACUUACGAACUCCUGAAAAAUAUAACAUCCAUCGAUCAGAGUUUCCACGUUACAAGUGAUGAGAAGAGACUGGUGAUGCAAAAGCCCUGUAUGUGGAACGGGAUGAAGAGACCUUGCUAUUUAUUUGGUCGGAAAUUUUAUCCUGAAACCCUUGAUAAGCUAAUGAACUUAUUCUCGAAUUACACAGCUAUUUGAAUUUCUCGGCUGAUUCUUUGAUCGAUUGUGCGCCUUUUUCACUCGAGUCCAACCUUCAGUAAUUAUUUUUUUGUUUUGAUUUUUUUGUAAAUCAUUAAACGAAACCCGCUUUCUUAA
Messenger RNA from Ananas comosus (pineapple), 1955 nucleotides. RefSeq lists its product as uncharacterized. The record is from RefSeq and is a predicted model, not a curated record. The coding region runs from base 654 to 1838 and encodes 394 amino acids. NCBI's taxonomy places the organism in Eukaryota, Viridiplantae, Streptophyta, Magnoliopsida, Poales, Bromeliaceae. Gene Ontology annotation, molecular function: glycosyltransferase activity. The transcript has 12 exons. Gene Ontology annotation, cellular component: membrane.